Anoplopoma fimbria (sablefish) is the source of this 5862-nucleotide messenger RNA. RefSeq names its product bromodomain containing 2a (gene brd2a). Gene Ontology annotation, cellular component: chromatin; nucleus. Lineage: Eukaryota; Metazoa; Chordata; Actinopteri; Perciformes; Anoplopomatidae. Bases 1501 to 4026 code for a protein of 841 amino acids. Gene Ontology annotation, biological process: regulation of DNA-templated transcription; chromatin remodeling. The transcript has 12 exons. The record is from RefSeq and is a predicted model, not a curated record.
ACAGUUGUAUUUAAUUUACAUUUAAGGUCUUUAUGUCAUAACUUAUGAAUUAUUUAUUUCAUUGUCUUUUGGAUGAUUUAAAUUCAUUUUGAACUGUAGUUUACGUUGUGUUUUUAACAGCUUAAAGCUGUUUUAACGUUAGUAGUAAUUAAUUUAUCAGGGAUCUAGUGUUUCCUUCCAUCGUUCAUUAGAGUGACAUUGGGGGAAUUUGUAACCUUGGUGUGGGGGAUGGGAGCAUGUGGUUAGGUAACCAUUUUGUAUGGUUGUUGAAUUUGUGAAUAGUGUCGGUCGCUUUUAAAUGCUUCUAAGUAUUGUGACUAUUUACUAGUUCUGUAAUUAUAUGGUUUGUCAAUUUUGGUUUGUCUUUUGUAAACUAGUUAUGGCAUUUGCAUUUUCAAACCAUAAAAUUCAUUCCGUCUCGAUUUCCUAAAUAUUUUAAUUAACUUUGCCAGUGCAAUUGUCUUCUUAAACGAUAGUUAGGCUGGGCAAAAGCAGUAUUUACUUGGAUGCAGUCUUGAGGUCAGUCAGGAAAAGUGCUGUGUCAUUCGGUGGAUGCUUGUUUGUGGUUCUUAUGAACCCGGUGAACUUCUGUUAAAGUAAAGGGGCUACAGACGAAUCGGUUUACAGAGCUGCAGUUUGAAUCGGACUUUACCCUCUAGUACGUUACUGAUCUGGUUAUUUUGAGCCACGGAGGCCCUGGUUGGCUCUGUGCUCUCAAAUGGUGGCCUUUUUAUGCUGCAGACGAACGCUACUUUAUUCAGUUGUAUUUGUACGCGAAACAUGUAGCGUUUUAUAUGUCUCGUUUGACGUUUUACCUGACAUAUUGCACAUAUUUCAAUUAUUUUACUCCGUGUCAGUGUACUUUAAGAUGGCGGUGGUGCGCUUCUUCUGAAAGACAGAAAUGCGGAUAUGCUGGUAAGCAAGAUAGCUUGUGGGGUGAGGCUCUCGAGGGUUACGCGUGGUCCGCUGGAAGAACCAAUGGGCUUCUUGAUAUUUACCCUGGAAGCCCGCGUUCCAACCCUCUUGACCAAUCACCGCCUUCGCUUUGCACACGUUGACGUAAUGUAACAUGAUAAGGAGGGGCGGUUGCCUCGGUGCCCUAGCAUUUGGUACAGGAUUAAAUGGAGGAACCAGUUACAGGCACAUAUCUGUAUUACUGAUUCGGCUGGGCCAAUAGUAUUGUGCAAUUCCCUUGACCGACAGCAAAAAGACGCGAAUAGGUUGCCCCGAAAGAUUGUCGAUGAAGUUUCUGUAUCCAGGGGUGUGGUGACUCUUACGGACACGUUAAACAGCGAAUAGAAACUCGGGGGGUGGGGACAGCCUGAAGUAGUGUAUCCAAUAGGACCACCGCUCGGUCUAUAAAGCCGAGGGUGUAGUCGCACCGUCGCCAUUUCAACGAAGCAGAUUAAAGGAGUUCGCUGUGGCAGGGAGCGGACAGCUGACGGACAGAAACGGAUCCUUGUCUGAGUCUAGCUAUAAACAGAAUCCGGAUCCAUCCUGAUGGAUAUGGCUGUUAACCCGCUCCUUGACAGCUCCCUUCUCGGGGUUGAGGUUGGCAUUAUGGGAGUCACAACGAUGGACCAGAGUUCUGGCACAGCUGGAAAACGCAUCAGAAAACCUUCACUGCUCUAUGAGGGCUUUGAGAGUCCUGGGAUGCCCCCCCUCAGUCAUAUGGCCCCUUCGGGACCCCCACAGCCCCCGGUGAGAGACCCCAGCCGACAGGGGAGAAUGACCAACCAACUUCAGUUCCUACAGAAAGUCCUGCUCAAGUCUUUGUGGAGGCACCACUUUGCCUGGCCCUUCCAGGAACCUGUUGAUGCCGCCAAGCUCAACCUGCCUGACUAUCAUAAGAUCAUCAAAAAUCCCAUGGACAUGGGCUCUAUUAAGAAGAGACUAGAAAAUAACUACUACCGCAGUGCCAGUGAAUGCAUGCAGGAUUUCAACACCAUGUUUACCAAUUGCUACAUAUAUAACAAGCCUACAGAUGACAUAGUACUGAUGGCUCAGUCUCUGGAGAAGGCUUUCCUGCAGAAAGUGGCUCAGAUGCCCCAGGAGGAACUAGAGCUGGCUCCUCCCCCUCCGCGGAGCAAACAAGCAAAACCUGGAAAAAAAGGCAAAGUCAGCGGAGGAGUGACAACAGCUCAUCAGGUCCCCGCUGUAUCCCAGUCAGCGUACUCACCCCCCACGCCAGAAACACCCGACUCCAUCCUUUCUACACCCCCACAGUCACACGUGACCAAGAGCCUGCCCCCCAUUCUAACAACUGAACAAAGCAUACCUACCAUUACUAGUCUGCCUCCCACACAGCCCACCGCUAAGAAAAAAGGUGUGAAGAGGAAAGCAGACACAACCACCCCAACCACUGUAGCCAUGCCCAUCAUGAGCACCAUGGGGGUCAGCGGCAUCAGCCUGGGGAUGGGCGGCGGGCAUGACUCCCCGCUCACCCUCACUUCUCUCGGAAUGGACCACAACUCCACGCUGGGGAUUAACCAAGGCCUUAGCCUCAGCCAGGGCAUGGGUAUGGGUAUGGGCAUGGGCAUGGGUAUGGGCAUGGGCAUGGGCAUAGGUAUGGGUUGUGGAACAGUUAUGAUGGGUACCAAAGCAGCGGGGGGCAGGAGAGGAGUGAGUGGCCGAGCAAUCAAACCCCCCAAGAAGGAUUUACCAGAUUCCAUGGUGGCACAGCCGGUGCGCCGCAGCAAGCUGAGCCCCCAGCUUCGCUACUGCAAUGGAGUCCUGAAGGAACUGCUUUCAAAGAAGCAUGCAGCAUACGCCUGGCCGUUCUACAAGCCAGUCGAUGCCUCGUUGCUCGGUCUUCACGACUACCACGACAUCAUUAAGCAGCCCAUGGACCUCAGCACCAUCAAGCGUAAGAUGGAUGGCAGAGAGUAUCGGGAUGCCCAGCAGUUCUCUGCUGAUGUGAGACUGAUGUUCUCAAACUGCUACAAGUACAACCCCCCUGAUCAUGAUGUGGUGGGCAUGGCCAGAAAACUGCAGGAUGUCUUUGAGUUCUGCUUUGCUAAGAUGCCAGACGAGCCUCCAGCACCCCCUAGCUCCUCAUCUUCCUCGUCUUCCUCUUCAUCGUCAUCCGAGAGUGAGCUCAGCAGUGAAAGUGAGGAGAGUGAGAGCAGCCCCAGCUCUGACUCUGAGGAGGAGAGGGCAAACCGGCUGGCAGAGCUGCAGGAACAGCUCAAAGCUGUACAUGAGCAGCUCACUGCACUCUCACAGGGCCCCAUCGUCAAACCCAAGAAAAAGAAAGAGAAGAAGGACAAGAAAAAGAAGAAAAAGGUAGAAAAAGAGAAGCAUCGGAAGAUGGAGGAAGAGGUGACACCUAUUAGACCGCCCAAGACCCCCAAGAUCACCAAGACUCCAAAACCCAAGAGCAACAGAGGAGCGACUGGUCCAGUAGUGCCGGUCAAGAAGGCUCCAAGCAAGAAAAACAACAAGAGCAAAAACAAAAAGGGCGGCAUGACGAUAAGCAUGGCUCAGCCGGUCCACGACCCCAUAGUGAGUCAUUACGACUCGGAUGAAGAGGAGGAGACGGCGCCCAUGUCGUACGAUGAGAAGAGACAGCUCAGCCUGGACAUCAACAAGCUUCCUGGUGAGAAGCUGGGCCGCGUUGUUUACAUCAUCCAGUCCCGCGAGCCCUCGCUCCGAGACACCAACCCAGAGGAGAUCGAGAUUGACUUUGAAACCCUGAAGCCAUCGACACUGCGGGAGCUGGAGAGAUAUGUCAUGACUUGUCUGAGGAAGAAGCCUCGUAAGCCAUAUGCAAGUAAAAACAAUAUUGCUGGCAAAUCUCGGGAGGAGCUCGCUCUGGAGAAACAAAUGGAGCUGGAGAGACGGCUGAUGGACGUCAGUGGUCAGCUCAACUCUGGGAAGAAGCCCGCUAAGACCAAACCAGAGAAACCAGCAACUGAGCAGCACACCCAGCCGUCACGUCUCAGCGCCAGUAGCUCCUCCUCGGAUUCCUCCUCAUCGUCUUCUUCCUCCUCAUCCUCAGACACAAGCGACUCAGACUCAGGCUGAGAGGCACAUGGUGUUUCCAUAUAAAAGGGUCAUGUGAGGGACCCUGGGUGUUUCAUUUCCCACCCGGUGGACUGAACUGCAGUAGAUCUAGCGACGAAGGAGCCGCAGGACCGAUCAGAUGAGACCAGCACUAUGCAGAACUGGUCCGACUCAACCAGUCUGAAACCAAGAAAGAGAGAGAUGGGGCUUUCCCUGCGCUCAGCUCAAUCAUCCAAUCCUGUCAUGGACAAAGUAAGGUUGAGCAGGGAUGGAAAGGAGGAGACUAGAGUCCUGCCGUUCUCUGGAGAACUGGCCUUACUGGGCAGAGUGAGGGAUGCUCCAUCUCCUGCAAAGACGGCAGAAGAGCGACGCAUGUGUUGGAGGGAUAUGGGUGCUAGAGCCAGAAUCUGUCUUAUUUCUGGAGAUAACUUCCCUUCUUCCUGUGCUCCCUGUCUUUAUGCUGUAUAGAUAAGGUGUACAGUUAUAUAAAUAUCUAUUUUUCUUUUAUAAAGAAGCAUUUUAUGGAGUAAUUUAUUCCCUCAUUCUGGGAAAGAUGAACUGGUGCGGGUGGAGUUGUGUUUUAGUUUUUGUCAAUUUUUUUUUCUUGAGUGAUAAAGAGGGUAGAGGGGGAAACACGUGUGCGAAUGGGAAUGUAUGAAUGUGUCAUGUAUGUGUUUGCAUGUGCAAGUGUGAAAUCCUCAUAGUUUUGACGCAGGCGUUGAAAAUCAGUCUGCACGCAGAAGCACCUUGGUUCAGUAGAAUACAGAAUGCAUGCAAUACAGAGGAGCUGACAAACAUCUGCAUACUACUAAACUGCAUCCUUGUGUACUCAUGUACUUGUUUGAAAGGGUUGGCCACUGUACAGAAAUGUAACCUAGUUACACAUCAGUUUAUACAAACAUUUAUCUGUUCUCAUGUGUGCCACCUUUUUUUUUUCAUCCAUUUCAAUUUCUCUGUAAACUUGUUUCUUUUUUUCUUCUUGUGACCAAUCUGCUAAUAAAUUGUGAGGACGUGUCUUGUCCACUCACCUGUGCCCAAAUAACAUCUUGGUUCUUCUGAUUUAUUCUGGUGUUCGGAUUCAGUUUGCACAAAAAGUUGCAAGAAAAAGGUUUUUCUGUUUACAUUGAUAUUUUUUUCAAGUAGGUGAAGAAUUUUGGGUCAAAUUUCCCAUGGGCCAUUACUUCUUAACACCAUGUUGUCACAAAAGCAAAACUGCUUUGUCUUUAUGACAAUUUGGCCUUUGAGAUCUAUGGCAGCUUCAACUUUUAUUUUCUGUAUUACCUAGAGUUUUGUCUGAAAGUUAACUUUGUGUGGGAUUUAAAAACAUUAGUAAUACCAGGUUGGUAAGGUUGGAAAGCAACGUGGCUGAUGAAAACGGGAAAGUAGACAAAAAGAUGGUUUAAUGUUGUGAGUCAUAACUGCACUAUUUGUUUGGUGGUCUUACUAAACACUUUUGUGAUUUAGGUAUGGUUGUUUGUCACUUUUAUUCUUUUAGAACUGCUUAUGACUCGAGAUUGGAAUAUUGUUUGUCUGAAAGUUAUCAAGAAGGAAUUUAAAGAAUUUUUCAUAAUACUGAAACUAAUCAAAAGCUUUUAGAUUGAACUCUGCUGUAUGAAUUAAGCACAUUUUAACGGUCAGGAUUGUAGAAGUGUACAUAUUUUAUAGUCUCAAUCUCAGAGCAUGUUUUUGUUUUUCUUCAGUAACUUAGUCGAGCUUCUUUUUGUGGUUUCAGUUGUUAAACAGAAUACUCCAGUUGUCAGUCUUACUUUUCUGGUUUGUCAGAAAUCUAAAUGCCUCUGUACUUGACUCCUUUAUUUCUUCUGAACAUCUGUACAUAAAUAAACUGAGACAUGUUCC